GAAUUCCAAUUGUAAUGGUGCGGUUCUUACAACUCCGAAAACGAAUCAGUAUUCCACGUUUAGGAAGGUUUAAAGCCCUAAUCUGGCCGUUAGUUACCAACCAUUUCACUGUACUCUGAAAACAGUCUCCAAGAAGAAACGAAUCAGGUUGAUAAAAUACGCAUGUAGGGCAGUGCAAUGUGUUGAGUGUGCAGCAGUAACGUUUCUAUCAAUGGCAGAAUGUGUGGCUUCCGCAUUCUGUGUUAAGCUGAAUGCUCAGAGAAGGCUAGUUACUGGGAGAGGCUUCUCUGGUCAGAUUACAAAUCUCAAAACUGUUCAAAGAAGUGUAUUUGGGGCCAGAGAUUUGAAAUUCACUACUCGUACUCAGGAACUUCCAAUAAAAUGCAUUGGUUUAGGGCCUUUGGUUGACUUUGGUGGUGCAACGACCUCUCAUUUGGUUCCAGUUGUUGACCAGAUGCUUUUGAUGGGCAGUAUAUUUCUUACUUACAUGGCUGGAGUAAUUCCUGUUGAGAAAUCCCAUGCUAGUUAUCAAAAGACUAAUUCUGAUAAAAAUGUUUUUCCUCAAAGCUCAGACAUUUCUGGUAGUUCAGCAAAGCAAAAUUAUGGACUUGAGUCAAAGUAUGUAUUACACGUAGUUAGAGAAAAAAUUUUGAAUUCUCUAAAUGCCUUGGAGGACAAGGCUUAUUCUGGAGACAUCAUCCUUCAAUCGGCCAAGAAACCCUUGAGUUUAAGUGCUGUUGCCAGGGGUCCAAAGUUAAGGUUGCUUUGGGCAGCUUUUCAGCAAGUUGAAGAAGAGGUCAACAAUAUCUUAAGCAUUUCCAGAACUGUUGGUAUGGAUGGUCUGUUUGGAAGGUUUUCAGAAAUAAUUCAGAGAUCCUGUCACCCUAUCUGUGCUGCGUGGCUGGAAAAGGAAUUUUUCCUUCUAAAGGGAAAUGCUGACAAGGAACUUGCGUCAAUGAUACUUGAAAAGGUGAAAGGGGAUAGCACUGUUGUUGAGAGCAUUGCAAGGUCUGGCAAGAAAGAUCUGUAUUCGGAAUUACUUUGGUAUCUUACUUUUGGUUCUCUCAGGGAGGACUGCUAUUAUGAUUCGUGUAUAUUUGCUGUGCAUGGGAUUUCUAUUUUAGAAGAUUUAAUUGUAGCUCUAGCAGAUGGGGUUGCAAGCAUAUAUCUGGAGUUCAAUUCAGUUGAUAGUGAUGUGUCAAGUAAAACCAAUAGCUUGGAUAUGUCAUUAUGUGCUUUAUCCACCAGAGAACUCCAAAAGCUACGUAACGAGGUGGCUUUGAAUCAGUGGUUGUGCCACAACAUGGACACAGUAGUGUCAAUGUAUGAGGAUCGUUUCGACCUGUGUAUUCUUGAGAGCAAACCCAUUGAUCUAACGGACAGUAUUCAGACCGAAGAGCAAAAUUGGUGGAAGAAGCUUACCCAGCAAAAUUCAAAAACAAAGUCUCCUGAAUUACAUUGCAUUGAGAUUAGCCAUUUCUCAAUACCUGUAAAGCGGACCAAGGAAUUAAGAGCCCUAACAGGAUGCUUACCACAGGUCACACUUUUGACGUCCUUUUCCAGGCUUGCUAGAGAAUUGCAAUAAUCACGUUGAGAUGCUAAUGCAGAGGAAUCAUUAGGAGAAGCAGCAGGUUAGCCCAGUCUAAUUCAUAUAAAUGCAGACCAAAAUGGAUCGGACUAGCCUAUAUACCUAUAUUCCUGUAAUAGUGAAACAAGGCUCCUCUAAUUUGAGCAAUUCGGGUAUAAUACUUAAGUUUUGAGCCUGUUAAGAUCAUAAUAGUUUAGAUGAAGUAAAGGUACAACCCGCACCCUUUCUCACUUUAGAAACACUCAUUUUUGAGGAACUUUGGUUAAGUCCAAUUGGUUCUAAUUUAUGUAUUGCAGGCGAUAUUACUUCAGCCUUUUCUUGGAGUUGUCUGACAUCACCAUGCCCAUAAUUAGAGCAGUUAUUGAUAAAGUGAGUGAUGCUAUCUCAUUCUUUUUAGUUAGCUUGAUUGGGAGGUCUUUAGGACUCAUUUAUACAGGCA
Messenger RNA from Vigna angularis (adzuki bean), 2027 nucleotides. RefSeq lists its product as uncharacterized. Bases 212 to 1585 code for a protein of 457 amino acids. The transcript has 10 exons. Lineage: Eukaryota; Viridiplantae; Streptophyta; Magnoliopsida; Fabales; Fabaceae. The record is from RefSeq and is a predicted model, not a curated record.